AUGGACUUUGAGUGGACGAACCAAACAGGCCCCAUCGACGCUCAAUCGCCCUUCCUCGCUGCCAGCCAACAAAAGAAGCGUGAGUCCCCAGGCCCCUCUUUCCCUUUCGGACGAGACACACAUGGGGAAACACAACCGCUGACUUCAGGGCCUUCUUUCGGCCAGUCAGGCCCUCACUCCGUCCUAGACUCUCCCUCCAAAAACGGUUUCGCGACACCGAAUCGGCUGCGCGACCCCGACAACCGCAUGACAUACUUCAGCCGCGAUCCCAGCAAGCCGCUACCGUCCACACCCGCAUCCUCGGUGCCCGCACACAUCCAACCCAGCCCGUGGUCUAUGCGAACGCCCUCACACGACCUCGACUUCAGCUCAGGCGGGGAAACACCUGGCACACCACAGUUAGACAGCGACCCUGGCACACCAGACACGCAAUUGGCGAGCAAGAUGGGGCGGCUAGGCAACGGCGAUGCAAAGGGCGGGCGGCGAGACAGCUGGUUCAAGCGGACCUUCAUGUCCACGCCGAGCCCCACCAAGGAGCGGGACAGAGAGCGGGACAAGGACGUGUCGCAAAAGUACUACUCCAAGAAAGCCGAGAACCGCAUAGUCAAGCGCCGGUCAGAGCGCUCACGGUCCAAGAAGCGCGCCACGGUCCACGACGACGACGGCGAAGAUUCCGACAACGAUCAGAGACGACCUCAAGUCCCUCCCAAAGAGGCGGGGCCCGUCCAGCAGACUCUCGCCAUGAGCGUAGGCGGCUUCCUCUCGUGGGUCGAAGCGCACCCCAACCUCCCCUCCGUCCUAUCCUACUACCUCCAACUCACCGUCAACAUGUUCCUCGGCAGCCUCUUCAUCUACAUCGUCUACUCCGCCUGGGCGGGCGUCAUGACAGACGUCGACAUCGAGUCCUCCAAACACGCAUCCGAAGUCAUGGUCGAAAUCGCCGGAUGCGCCAUUGAAUACAACCGGAAUCGCUGUCGGCCGGAGGAAGUCGUGCCGGCGAUGGAGCGGGCAUGUGGUGUCUGGGAGACGUGCAUGAACCGCGAUCCGAAGAAGGUUGCAAGAGCGACGGUGACGGCGAAGACGUUUGCUAUGAUCUUUAACUCUUUUGUUGAGGAGUUUAGUUAUAAGUCUAUGAGUAAUCAGCAACGGAUACAACGAUAG
This is a messenger RNA of Alternaria hordeiaustralica, 1161 nucleotides long. RefSeq lists its product as uncharacterized. The record is from RefSeq and is a predicted model, not a curated record. NCBI's taxonomy places the organism in Eukaryota, Fungi, Ascomycota, Dothideomycetes, Pleosporales, Pleosporaceae. Gene Ontology annotation, cellular component: nuclear envelope; nuclear membrane. The coding region runs from base 1 to 1161 and encodes 386 amino acids. The transcript is spliced from 2 exons. Gene Ontology annotation, biological process: lipid homeostasis; nuclear envelope organization.